CCUGGGACGCUAAGCCGUGUGAGAUGUGACAGUUGGUGGGCAGCCUUCAGAUCCAGGAGAAACCACACUGCAGGCGAAUCGGGCUGAUCUACCCACAUGUUAGCGCUCGGUGCCAGCUGGCUAAAUUAAGAGCAUCAGAGAGUAAUUGAAUAAAAGGCUCCUCACACUCGCCCCACUCACUUCAGGAUAAAUAGGAAUUGAUUGAAGAUCACUCAAAAGUCAAAGUGAAUGUGGAGCCUUAUUUUAUUUCUUUCAGCCUUCCUCUUCUCAUCCACCCCUUCUUUCUUACUCAUCCUGUUUUCUUUUUAGACAGCUUUACCCACCAAAUGUCAUCCGAUUCCAUCAUUUAUUUUACAUUUUUAGUUUCUAAGCUUGAUCUUUCUCUCCUCCUCAUGCUUCAUCCUGUUCUUGUUCAUCCCUACUUUCCUUCCACUCUCAUUUUCUAAGUCCUUUAAAUUUUCUUUUUGUGCCUCUCCUUUGUGCAUCUUUCCUACCUCUUCAUUUCCCCUCCUUCUCUGCUUUCUUUUCUCCACUCCAGUGGUUGAUCUCAUUCAUCCUUCCAUCACUUCUUCAGACCUUCAUCUCUCUGUUUGUCCUGUCGUCUUUUAUCCUCUUUCUCCAUCCCCUUCCUUGAUUUAUUUUCAAUCUCCUCUUCUGUUUUUUUCCCGUCAUGCCUUCUUGUCUUCCUCAUCCUUUUUCCUCAAAUUCCAAUCAUCUAAUUUUCCUGUCAUCUUCCCAUCAAGUCUUCAUUGUCCCUUCUUCCUCUCCUUCUGUCUUUCUGUUCACAUCCUCCCACACUUUCUCCUCUCAUCUCUCACUUCAUUCACCGUCUUCCACCUCCUCCUUCUUUUCCUUUUCCCCCAUCCACUCUCAAAUCCCUCUUGUCUGCUUCUUCUCUUUCAAAGAUCUGAUGCUCGCUCCCUCUCCUCUUCAAGGAUCCCUCGCUCUUUCCUUUCAUCUGUCCUCCUGUUAGUCUCUCCUCCUCCUCUCGGUUCCAGCAGUAGAGAAUCGGUGAACAGCGGAGGCAGCAGCAGUGGUGUCAGUCCGCUCGGCAACAACUUGCACCAAACAGUAUGAGGGUACCAUGCAUCCCAAAUAGGGUUCCUGUCACUGCUCCAACUAGAGCAUGUAGCCAUAUGCUCUGCUCUGUUUUUGCUUCUCAUUGGAAAUAACUGGGCCAGUCUUAUGUCUACUCCACUUUAUGUCAACCUCUGGGCUCCACCGUGCAUGGAUGUGAUCAUUUUUUAAGAUGAACUGGAGGUUAAAUAUACAAAGAUUGUGACGCCAGGAUGGACUUCCCAGAUGAUUCCACUCCUCCUGUUGGGACCACAUUUAUGUCCACUUUUCCACCAAAUUCUUCUGCAGAAGCCAUCAACCAGACGUCCUCCUCGUUGGCGAAAUCCUCUUCUGUUCCUCCUCAUUCGCAGGUGGCGUCGGUGUGCAUUGUGCUGGUGGUCACGGUCAUCAUCCUGGGAACUGUGGUGGGAAACAUACUGGUGGUGGUGGCCGUCUUUACCAGCCGAGCCCUGAGGGCCCCUCAGAACCUCUUCCUUGUGUCUCUGGCUUCGGCGGACAUCUUGGUGGCUACGUUGGUCAUCCCCUUCUCUCUGGCCAAUGAGGUCAUGGGCUACUGGUACUUUGGCUCCACCUGGUGCUCCUUUUAUCUGGCUCUUGACGUCCUCUUCUGCACCUCCUCCAUUGUCCACCUCUGUGCCAUCAGCCUUGACCGCUACUGGUCCGUCACCAAAGCUGUCAGCUACAACCGCAAACGGACUCCCAAACGGAUUAAAGUGAUGAUCAGCAUCGUGUGGCUCAUAUCCAUCGUGAUCUCCUCCCCACCACUCCUCAUGUCCCAGAAAGACAGCGACUUGGAGGCGGAAUAUGGGAGUGAGAUGAGCAGGCAAGAGUGUCUCAUCAACAACCAGACGUGGUACAUCCUCUCCUCCUGCAUGGUGUCCUUCUUCGCCCCUGGUGUCAUCAUGAUCCUUGUCUACUGUAAGAUUUACCGCGUCGCCAAGCAGAGAGCCUCCACUGUGUUUGUGGCGAAGAAUGUGAUGGAACGGCAGCCAUCACAGUCUGAGACCUGCUUUGUGGGUGGUGAAGGUACCUGCCAGAGAAAAGGAAAGACCCAAUAUGAGCCGGAGAGCCCCCAGCCUGGACACCAAUGCAGUUCUUCAAAUGUGGACAGCAACAGCAGCAAUCACAGAAGAGGAGAGCUGGAUGAUAUUGACUUGGAGGAGAGGAUCUCUGAACCUGGCACGAAGGAGUCCUUUUCCUCGUCCCGCCGUUUCCACCGGAGAGUUAGUGGGAGAGUGAAAACAGACGAGGGAAAGGACAUUGAAGGUACAGCAAACAGACUCAAACUCCCUCCUCCUCCUCCACCAUCCUGUGCCUCCAUAUCCUGGGCCUCAUCUGACCAGUGCUCCCAGAAAUUCCUGCUGCCAUCUCCGCUGCCCAUCCGCAACAGACAGAUGUCGCUGUCCAAAACUAAGGUGGCGCAGAUGAGGGAGAAGCGCUUCACCUUCGUCCUGGCGGUGGUGAUGGGGGUCUUCGUGCUUUGCUGGUUCCCCUUCUUCUUUACGUACAGUCUACACGCCAUCUGCAGAGACAACUGCAUCAUCCCCGACACACUCUUCAACCUGUUCUUCUGGAUCGGAUACUGCAACAGCUGCCUGAAUCCCAUCAUUUAUACGAUUUUUAACCGGGACUUCCGCAGGGCCUUCAAGAAGAUUCUGUUCCACGUGCAUGAAAGGACAUGAGAGGGAGCGUUUGAGCAGUUUCUGUCCUGUUCUCCACUGUGCUGUCAAAUCGACAUUAAAGGGCUUGUCACACA
Molecule: messenger RNA, 2833 nt
Organism: Girardinichthys multiradiatus
Lineage: Eukaryota; Metazoa; Chordata; Actinopteri; Cyprinodontiformes; Goodeidae
Product: alpha-2Db adrenergic receptor-like
Exons: 4
Coding region: 1290-2759 (489 amino acids)
Biological process (GO): adenylate cyclase-activating adrenergic receptor signaling pathway
Cellular component (GO): membrane
Molecular function (GO): adrenergic receptor activity
Source: RefSeq, a predicted model, not a curated record